Messenger RNA from Sturnus vulgaris (Common starling), 1519 nucleotides. It is a transcript of the gene TRMT10B, whose product is annotated as tRNA methyltransferase 10B. Gene Ontology annotation, cellular component: nucleoplasm; nucleus. The record is from RefSeq and is a predicted model, not a curated record. Gene Ontology annotation, molecular function: tRNA binding. NCBI's taxonomy places the organism in Eukaryota, Metazoa, Chordata, Aves, Passeriformes, Sturnidae. Gene Ontology annotation, biological process: tRNA N1-guanine methylation.
AUGGAGGCCGGGGCGGCGGCGGGGAUGGAGGCGGCGGCGGCGGCGGCCGAAGCGGCGGCGGUGGCCGAGGCGCUGCGGCUGCUGCGGAUCGAGCCCUCGGCCGCGGGCGAUCCCAGCGCGGGGCGGGCGAGCGGCGCGGAGGGGCCGUGCUCGAGGAACGCGCUGCGGAAGCGGCGGCGCUGGCAGCGCGUUCUCGCCGCCCGGCGCGGGAAGCGGCGGCAGGAGCGGCAGCGCCGGCGGGCACGGCGGGCAGCGGCGGACCGGGACGGCCCGAGCCCGGCGCUCGGCAGCGGCCCCGCCGGGCCCGGACCGCCCUCCGUCCGCCGCGGGAGGGUCCCGGCGGCGCUGGCCACGGAGCGGCUGCUGCAGGCGCGGGCGGCGGGGCCGCGGCUCUGCGUGGAUCUCGGCGUGGGCGGCGGCAUGACCGAGAAGGAGAGCGGCCGGCUCGCCUCCCAGAUCCGGCGGCUGUACGGGGCGAACCGCCGCGCCGCCCGGCCCUUCUGGCUGUGCCUGACGGAGUUCGCGGCCGGGACGCCGAUCUACGAGCAGUGCUUCCGCAUGAACGACGGCUUCGCUGGGUACCUGAUGGAUACAACUCCAGAGAGUUACCUGGACCUAUUUCCUUUGGAGACCAUUGUUUACCUCACUCCUGACUCUGAGAAUGUCCUUGAAGACAUCGAUCCGGACAAAGUGUACGUGCUGGGAGGGCUGGUGGAUGAGAGCAUUCACAAGCAGCUGACCCUGCGGAGGGCGCGGGAGCAGUGCCUGCAGACAGCCCGGCUCCCCAUCCGGGAGUACAUGGUGAGAGCCCCCAACCCCAGGAACUACCACUCCGAGACACUGGCCAUCAACCAGGUCUUUGAUAUCCUGUCCACCUACUACGAGACCAGGAGCUGGCCAGCAGCUCUGAGGGCUGGAGUUUCCUCUGGGAAAGGCUACGUGCUACCAGACACAGCAGAACAGGUGCAGACAGCCCAAUGCGCCACUGCUGCCCAAGAAAACUCUUUAUUUUGUGGUGAGGAGCUGCACAGGCAGGAAGCACCAGCAUGACUGCACAGGAGACAGCUCUUUCCAGCAGUGUGAGGACUUUGUUGGAGCAACACCUUCUACCUCAGGAAUGUGGUGCUGGACAUCCCCCCUGCCCCUGAGCAGGAAAGAAGAGCCUGGUGGAGCCUGGAUCAGGUGAAAACUGACGGAAUUCAGUUUUGCUUCUUUGCAGCUGUUUGUUGUGACUGGUGCACCUACACUUGCUCUGGGAUGGGAAGGAGAGCUUUAAGGGGUUUUCUUCAUCUAAUUGAAACGGAAAGUAAGGUGAAGUUAGGAUUGCAAAGCUUAUGGACAAGGAAAUCCCCCUACCGUGGAACAGGGCAGUGCUGCUGCUGCAGGAGAAUGCGGGGUGGGGAGCAGCUCCCACAGACACUAUGUCCCAACAACUUAAACCCAGCGAAGAUGUGGUCAGUUGUUGAGGCCUUUGGCUAGUUGUAUGCAUCUAAUAUAAAAUAAAAGCUUUAGAUCCCCA